Molecule: messenger RNA, 12052 nt
Organism: Podarcis lilfordi (Lilford's wall lizard)
Lineage: Eukaryota; Metazoa; Chordata; Lepidosauria; Squamata; Lacertidae
Source: the annotation of a GenBank genome assembly
CCCUUUGUCAAUUCCCAGAGCGUUCCCACAUCCUCCUGGCAGGCCACCAACACCAUGUGGCCAGUGCAGAGAGGGAGAAAAGGCUAUUGGAAAGUGAAUUCCGGAAAUUUCUUUGUGGCUAUUCUUUUUCCUGGACAUUUUAUGUAGACAACAGGCAUCAGCAUGCCUUGCUUGCACAAUUCCACUGGCCCUGAGCCAUGUUGUUUCUGAGUCACAUUGCAAGUGAAUAAAUUUGUUGUGCUGCUCCAGUAAGCCACACAACGAUGUCAGCCAGCACCAAGAUGAGAAGCAGAAAGCAAAGGCAGAGAUCUACAGAUAGCGUAAGUAGGAGAAUGAAUUCUCACUUUAGCACAGCACGGAUAUUGUAAAGCUUUUGCGCCGAAUGCAUGCAAAUAAAUGUUACCUGAUUUCUUUUAGCCCAGCACAAGGAUGGAACUGAGGAAACGAUGCCGAAGAACGACAAGUAACGUAAAUACAAGAAUAAAUUCUCACUUCUGUGUACCACAAAGUUUUCUGAUAAUUUUCUGAUUCUGUUUUUUGUUGUUGUUGUUGUUUUGCUGAACUACUUACUUGUUUUACUUUAUUUUAGGAACAGCAAGUGGAAGAAAGCUGCAGAUAUAGAAAGAAGGUAAGAAUGAGAAUGAAUUGUCACUUCUGCACAGCACAAAUAUGGCACUAAAUAUUUACUAGGUUAUCGUGUAGCAUCCCGCAAAUAGCUUAGUAAUAAUGAAAAUAUUUCUGUUUUGGCAAGAUUUGUAGCUGCCUAUCAUGCAUUUGGUAGUGUUUUUAAAGUGACCAUUAUGUAGCCAUACCUUCUUAGUAAAUGCAUAUCUCGACAGAAAAAAACAGUAGCACUACACAAUAAAGGAAGAUAUGCAUAUGUUACAGUGAAUAUUCAAAAUUUGUUUAACACUGACAUUCACACAUCAGUGCUGUCAAUCCUUAUUUAUCAUUAUCAAAGCAUCAAAUACAGGAGUGUAUAUGCAAUCCUUUUUAAGCAGAUCUCACAGGGCUCUUCUUUCUCCCUGCAGCAAAAUCCGUUUGUGAUAUAGACAAAUGCCUCUGUGCAUAUGCAUCUAGAUAGAGAUCUGGUUAUUUACAAACUAUAUUCCUUCCUUUUCUGCUCUGGCAUACAUAACUCGCCUGGUUUUUUUGUUUUUGUUUUUUAAGAAGGAAAUGCAAUCCUCCAAUAGAAAGAUUGGGUCUUCAUCCAUUACAUGGGGAUAAUAAAACACAAUAUCACUUUGUUUUGAAAGAAGACUUGUAGGAAUAAGGUUCUAAGGCAAAACAUUGUAGGAGUUAGAUUUAUUAGAUAAUGCAGAAAUGUUCCUAUAAAUUCAGCUCCUAGAUCAUACAUUCAACUUGCAUUAUACAUUAAAAAAAAUAUAUCUCCCACACUUCAGCAGAUUUGUGGUAUGCGGAACACACGUAUUUCAUGGCAGGUUUUUCCUGUUUUUCUCAGGCAGCAACAAAGUAUAAGUUUCUCUGUCGAGAAGAAUGUUUAUUCUUAACAGAGGGCAAUGAAGUAGUGAAGUUUGAUGUGAAUGGAAUCUCUCUCUCUAGACUCCAGCAAAAAAAUGGUAUGUUGUUUCUAUGCAGUCUUUUUUUAUUAUUUGCAAGUUGAACAGAAAAGGGGGAGGGGAUGAAAGACAAUAAAAUAAAAAAUAGUACAUGCAUAAUACGAAUAACAGCAUCAGUUUACAAUCUGAAUGCAAUAACAAUCAGUACAGACAUCUGAAGUUAAACAUCUAAGUUAAUAUAAGCCCUCCAAACGUUCAGACUGAUAUCCACACAAAAUUGACGUUUGUAUUACGGUAAAUAUGUACAAAUUCAGCCACGACAGUGAGGUCCUCCAAUCACGGCGUACAAGGCUCAAAGUGCAAGCGCUUACAAAGUCCACUUUUGUUGCUUUGAUGUUAGUUCCCCUACUAGAGGAAUAUAAUUUAAAAGCACAUGAACCUCUGAAAGUAUCAGGCAUUUCGCUAAUACAAAAUUGAUGCAGAAUGAGACAAGUUGGUAUUUUUUUUUCCCUGUUUUGCAACGUUUGCUUAUACACUUCUUUAUUUCAUAAAUAAGAGGCAGAUUCACUCUUGCACUCGGAAAGUAAUGAUAGACAACAGGCAGGCAUCCUCUGUUUUUAAUGGAGGCACUGGCGGAGGAAGAGGGGGGCGGGGAGAGCGCACUGCCCCCGGCACCACAAUCCCGGUGGGGUGCCAUCGUGGCUGCCCCCCACUUGGUAUAUCAAACAAAAGAACUUUCAGGAGCGAAAGGGAUGGGUUUGCCUUCUCCACCCCUGAAACCAGAGAGUUCUCUCCCUGCUGGUUAAGCCUAGAACACUAUUGAAAACAAACCCUUAACAUUAAAUGCUAAGGGUCAAACUAGUUAUGGUUAAUAUCAAUAGCAAAUGCAAUUCUCUAAAUAGUUGCCUUGUUUUUAUGUUUUUAAAUGUAUUAUUGCUAUGAUGUCGUAUUCUUCUUGUUAGCCACCAUUAGACUAUUUGAUGUAAAGGCUGGAAACAAGUUUAGCAAAGCAACCCUUUUAACAAACAAGCAACCCUUUUAACAAACAAGCAAAUCAUGAUGACAAUAUAUCCUGCACAUUUUAUUACAGGAAGCAAAUGCAGUUACUGUGAGAGAAAGAAUACAAAAGGAAUGAUCUUUUCCUUUGAGUUAAUCUAUAAGGACCACACCAUUUCCUUGUUAUGACUAAGCAUGACUGCCUUGGCCACAAUACAGCAGGAGGGGCUUUUAGUCAUAGGAACCUUUACAUGCUGCCUGAAAUGGUAGAGCCCAGAGAUAGGUUUACUACUUCAUUGAUAAGUAGCCUAAUCAAAGGGAGAAAUGGGACAUGAGAAUAUUACCACUCAUUGCUAUAUUAUAGUGGAAUGAUAGAUGACAAGUUAGACGGUUAACACUUUGAUGUGUAUUAUAUUUAGAUAUCAGAUGGAUGACUACUUGGGUCCAUUACUUCCGUGUUCAAGGUAAGAAUUGGGUGACAGUGAUCCAGGUUUUUUUGUUUGUUUGUUUAAUUCUGUUUUUGAUUUAAAGGUCAAUUAAAAAAUGUACAACAUUACUCUUUGAAAGUGGGGCUGCCUCCCACACAAGUCCUUAAUUAUCCCCUACAGUGAAGCCAAUUUACCCCUCUUAUACCAGGAAUGUGUGAUAGAGGCUUAAGAGCAAAAUGUCCAUUUUCUAAGCAGUGAAAUAAGGAAGCAAGAUGCAUGCAGCCGCAACACUUGAGAAGUGAGGUAUCAUCUUCACUUUAAGAGUAACAUUCAUUAUCCAAUCCAUGUUCCUUUGUUGUUGUUGUUUAGUCGUUUAGUCGUGUCCGACUCUUCGUGACCCCAUGGACCAGAGCACGCCAGGCCCUCCUGUCUUCCACUGCCUCCCGCAGUUUGGUCAGACUCAUGUUUGUAGCUUCGAGAACACUCCAUGUUCCUAGUCAGUACAUUAAAUGUCCAAAGCAGUAAUUGCACCAUAAAAGUAUAUUGCAGUAUACUCUGAAGACUGAGACAUUUCCGGAUAAAUAAUCUGUAAAGAUUAGUCUGGCAGGCUGGUACUGUGGCCUAUCAAACGAGAAGUCCCUUGCCCUGUGUGACACCCAUCGAUUGCAGCAGAUGAAGCCAUGCAAUCUAGGCCACAAACAGACACCAGAUAUACAACAAGAAAAAAGAAAGUUUGGUAAAACAAAACAAUUGGCUUGGGACAAUUAAAACCAAUGAGCUAACCAUACACUGUAUAUCAGGUGGGACAAAAUAAAAACCAACAAACCCUCUCCGUGUCAUUGCCAGUUUGACCUGGAGGAAAGUCCUUUAUUUGUCCCAAACAUAGUGAUAUACCAGACCCUAGUCCCAAGCUGCCUUUUUGGAAUAUUUUUUUUUUUUAUUGUACUUCUGUCCCAGAUUUUUCUUCAAGGAGCUCCCAGUGGCAUAUAUGGUUCUCCCCCUCCUCAUUUAAUCCCCACAAUAGCCCCGUGAGGUAGGCUAGCUGAGAAGCACUCACUGACCCCAGGUCACCGAGUGAGCAUCCUAGCCCCUGGUCCAACACUCUAACCACUGCACCACAUUAUCUGUGGACUUUGCUGCCAUUGCUUUAGCAUCUUUUGCACUCAGUCUUUGUGCUCCCAAUCAUUUUUGGAACAUUGAACUUACGUUGUUUCACAUGUGUCACCACAGAAUAUAUAUAUAUUCCAAUGGAUAAUUACCUUAGCUCCAGUAUUUUAAAUUCUAUUAUAAAUUUAUACGUAAAUCCUGUUAUAUCUAUUAUGUUGCACGGCACUUCCUUCUUAUGCCCCUCUUUUCUUAGGCCCAGGUCGUGGCAGGUUAGUUACUUUUAGCCAAGUGUCCAAUGAACAAAACAAAUUGCUGGUGCUGACCAAAGACAUUGACCACAAGCAACUGAAGGUAACCCAAGUCUGUUUAUGUCUGAGAUGGGAUGGGGACUGAGCAUCACAGAAAUGCAGGCAGAAGGUAGAAAGUAAUCUGCACGUUCUGAUUAAAAUAUGCAUUUAACUUGAAAUACUUUUGCCCAACACAGACCUUAACUGGUAGCUGUGUGAUUCUUUAUUGAUCACUGUUAUGCCUACGGGCGUGGUUGCUCAAGAUCCCCAUUGGUCUUUUCAAAGGCUUUAUUAUUGGUGCAAAAACAUUUACAGUGCAGAAUGUCUCACUUCCAUGUCUUGCUCAGUCACUAGCAGAAUCUGAGAGUGGGCGGUCCUUAAACUUUCCCCAGCAGAGUAGUCUCUUGACCCCCAUCCGAUGCCUCUCCUCUCUGCGUGUAAACCUACCGCGCAGAGAGGGCGUGGCUAAAGGGGGACCUGCCUCCCCCCCCCGGCCAUUCACGGUGUCUUGGCUCUCUCUUGCAUCCUCCGAGCCUUUCAUCCGUUCCCCACUAGAGGCAGGGCUUCCCUCCUCCGCGGAGGAAGUGCUGCUUCUCACGAUCUUUGGAGGCUCCCUGUAACCCAGCUGCCCUUCCGCCUCUCGCCUCUGAGCUGAUGGCGGCUCCCUGACAAUCACAUUUUUGCCAUUUCAGCUGCACCCUUUUUCUGGUCACUGACACUGGCCAAACCUGAAAAAUCCAGAUGAUGUUGAUUUAAAGGUAAAGGGUAAAGGGACCCCUGACCAUUAGGUCCAGUCGUGACCAACUCUGGGGUUGCGGCGCUCAUCUUGCUUUAUUGGCCGAGGGAGCCGGCGUACAGCUUCCGGGUCAUGUGGCCAGCAUGACUAAGCCGCUUCUGGCGAACCAGAGCAGCGCACGGAAACGCCGUUUACCUUCCCGCCGGAGUGGUACCUAUUUAUCUACUUGCACUUUGACGUGCUUUCGAACUGCUAGGUGGGCAGGAGCAGGGACCGAGCAACUGGAGCUCACCCCGUCAUGGGGAUUCAAACUGCCGACGUGCUGAUUGGCAAGUCCUAGGCUCUGUGGUUUAACCCACAGCGCCACCCGCGUCCCUGAUGUUGAUUUAGGACCAAACUAAAUAUUGCACCAUUCAUAAAAAUAGUCAAAGCACAAAUCUAUCUAUCGUCUAUCUAUCUAUAUGAUGCAGUGCAUGAAACAGCAUUAUUAUAGUACAAAAAGAUUAUAAAGAGCUGUAUUGUUCAGGAAUUUAUCAAUCCCAUAUGUAGUGAAACUAGCAGCCUAGUACCUGUCGUUGCUCAGGAAUUCUAAGAAGCCAAAAACCCAGUGCAGUUUUGAAAGGUUAAAUCUGGCAUCUUGAUACUAAAUGGUGUUGAAUUGUAUCCAAACAUAGAUGGAAACCUGCUCCUUGAUCUCCUGAUCAUACAAAAUUUGAUUAUGAUUUCUUUGGAGGUGUCCAAAUCCAUAGCAAACAACAUUUUCAAAAUAUGUAGUUGAUAACGACCAUCAUUUUAAAAAUCUGUUGGUUGGUUUGUUACUUGUUCUUCUACACUAUGUCCUAUCUAGUCAUUAUUUUGGUAUCCCAUAUUUUCCCAAAGCAUUCUGAAACUAAGAGGUCUUUUCUUUGCAGGUGUUUUCAUGCGAUAUGCCAAAUAAGCCACAUACUAAGGGCAAAAGGUUUGAUAUCACUAAGGUACGAAAUCAACCAAUAUUUUUUUCUGAAGAACAUGAACACUUAGAAAUGCUUUAUGCCAGGUCUGUACAAUUUGUGACCCACCAAACUGAGCACAAUUCACUAUCAAUAUCUACCUACUAGGUACAUACUUUACAUGGCUCAAAAGCUACAUUCAGUUUUAUAAUCAUAAGUGGUACAGGCUUGCUAUAUGCUAUACUGUUUCAUGCUCCUCAUAGUCCCUUUUCAUCAUCAUCAUCAUCAUUAUUAUUCCACCCAUCUGACUGGGUUCCCCCAGCCACUUUGGGCGGCUUCCAGGAAAAUAUAUAAAAACACAAUAAAACCUCUAACAUUAAAAGCUUCCCUAUUAAAAGCUGUCUUCAGAUGUUUUCUAGUCAGAUAACUGUUUAUUUCCUUGACAUUUGAUAGGAAGGUGUUCUACAGGGCAGGUGCCUCUGCCUGGUUCCCUGUAACUUCAUUUCUUGCAAUGAGGGAACCGCCAGAAGGUGGCAUGAGAGUGCUUUAAAUGUACAGGGUAGAAAGCACCCAUGACUACUCAGAAGUAAGCCCUAUUGACUUCAAUGGGGCUUACUUAGAUAUAAGCGGGCUUGGGAUUGCAGCUUUAGUCUUGCUUGGAAGAAGCACAGGAGGCUUGGGAGUGAAGACUCAUGUGUUGUCAUCAUCAUCAUCAUCAUCAUCAUCAUAAUUUAUUAUUUGUACCCCGCCCAUCUGGCUGGGUUUCCCCAGCCACUCUGGGCAGCUUCCACAAAGACCAAAAAUACACUAAAAUGUCACACAUUAAAAACUUCCCUGAACUUAAGAUGUCUUCUGAAUGUGAGGUAGUUGUUUAUCGCUUUGACAUCUGAUGGGAGGGCAUUCCACAGGGCGGGCGCCACUACCGAGAAGGCCCUCUGCCUGGUUCCCUGUAGCUUUGCUUCUCGCAAUGAGGGAACCACCAGAAGGCCCUCUGCGCUGGACCUCAGUGUCCGGGCAGAAGGAUGGGGGUGGAGACGCUCCUUCAGGUAUACUGGGCCGAGGCCGUUUAGGGCUUUAAAGGUCAACACCAACACUUUGAAUUGUGCUUGGAAAUGUACUGGGAGCCAAUGUAGGUCUUUCAAGACCGGUGUUAUGUGGUCUCAGUGGCCGCCCCCAGUCACCAGUCUAGCUGCCGCAUUCUGGAUUAGUUGUAGUUUCCGGGUCACCUUCAAAGGUAGCCCCACGUAGAGUGCAUUGCAGUAAUCCAAGCGGGAGAUAACUAGAGCAUGCACCACUCUGGCGAGACAGUCCGCGGGCAGGUAGGGUCUUAGCCUGUGUACCAGAUGGAGCUGGUAAACAGCUGCCCUGGAUACAGAAUUAACCUGCGCCUCCAUGGACAGCUAUGAGUCCAAAAUGACUCCCAGGCUGUGCACCUGGUCCUUCAGGGGCACAGUUACCCCAUUCAGGACCAGGGAGUCCCCCACACCUGCCCGCCCCCUGUCACCCAAAAACAGUACUUCUGUCUUGUCAGGAUUCAACCUGAGAAAGGAUUAACUAUUCGGCUAGAGUGCUAUUUAGUGUUAGAUAUAAAACGGUUGACCGGGGAGACUUAGGUCCAAAUCCCUAUUUGGCCAUGAAGCUUGGUAGGUGACCUUGCACCAGUCAGUCUUUCAGCCGAACCUACCUCACAGGGCUGUUGUGAGGAUAAAAUGGCAGAACUGUGUACUCUCAGGCUCUAGAAGUGUACAGACCCUCGAGUGAAGCCCUAGCUGAAUAAAAAGCUAGGAAACUCGUUAAAGAGUGGUCAGUAAUCACCAAUUUGUAUGGGAAGUUGGAGUGGCGCUGAGAAAUGUAUGUGCUUCCAUAAAAAAAUUCCAGAGGCAACAGAUUGGCCAGUGGCGUAUGUUUUUCCAGAGUGCACAUGCAACAAAAUGCAUAUAUAAAGUGCAAGGGAGACAGUGAACCUUCUUACUCUGGUAUAAGGAAGGAAUUGCAGUGCCAUUGAAAGUGGUACUUUAGAAAAUUCCCCAGGACAUGGUGUUUUUAAAAAACUCUUAUUUGAACAUAUACAGUGGUACCUCGGGUUAAGUACUUACCGGUAAUUCGUUCCGGAGGUCCGUUCUUAACUUGAAACUGUUCUUAACCUGAAGCACCACUUUAGCUAAUGGGGCCUUCUGCUGCCGCUGUGCCGCCGGAAGCUUAUCCUGAAGCAAAAUUCUUAACCUGAAGCACUAUUUCUGGGUUAGCGGAGUCUGUAACCUGAAGCGUAUGUAACCUGAAGCGUAUGUAACCUGAGAUAGCACUGUAAUGGUAUCCUGCUAAUAUUUGUCCUUUUCUUUUCUUUUCUUUUCUUUUCUUUUCUUUAAUAAUCUUAAUAAUCUAUAUUUUGGUAUUUCCAUAGCUAAGUGCAGAUGAUCUAAAAUGUCAUCUUUUCUUCAUGGAUAAAGAAAAAAACGGAGAAGUGGUACAGCUUAAGUGCCCUGAAGAUACAACACACUAUAUUCACGCGAGUCGGACACUGUUUCUAAAGUACAGAGACACAGAUGUGACGGAUGGAUCAAUAUUCCGCUUCAGGGUGAGAAACUGAUAAAUAAAGGCACUCCCAAGAUCUUGCAGUGUUUUGACAUGCAAGUGUAGCAGAAGGGCAGAAGCCAUGGGGAGGGGUUGUGGCUUAGUGAUAGAACAUCUGCCUUGCACGCAGAAGGUCCCAGGUUCAAUCCCCAGCAUUGUUAGGUAGGGCUGGAAAAGACUCACACCUUGAAGAGCUGCUAUUAGCCAUUGUAGAUGUACCAAGUGUCUGCCUUGGUGCAAGGUAGCCUCAUAUGUUGCAAUGGUUGGCAAUUUAUUGCCACCCUUCUUUUAGGGCUUUGCAAUGACAGACCAGAUGUACAAGUUAGAUCUCCCCCUCCCACCCAUAAUAUCUAGAGCCACUAACCUGUGCUGACUGACAGGGACAUGGGUGGCGCUAUGAUCUAUACCACUAAGCCUCUUGGGUUUGCAGCUAUAAGGUCAACAGUUUGAAUUCGUACGAUGGGGUGAGCUCCCGUUCCUCUGUCCCAGCUCCUGCUAACCUAGCAGUUCGAAAGCAUAUGAGUGUGAGUAGAUAAAUAGGUACCACCCAUUGCACCAGAAGUGGUUUAGUCAUGCUGGCCACAUGACCCCAGAAAAGUUGCCUGCGGACAAACACUGGCUCGAAAGCAGAGAUGAGUGCCGCACACCAUAGUCAAAUUUGACUGGACUGAACUGUCCAGGGUUCCUCAACUUUACCUUUAUCUUAGUUUAUUUCCAAAUCUUUCCCCAUAAUUGGCAGCUUAUGAUGUGGGGUGGCAUCAGAUCUCCCUGUCUUUAAAGCUGAGGCUUGAGGGAAGAAUAGCAUUAGGGCAGCCAUGGGCAUAGCUGGGGGAGGAGCAGCUUCCCCCCAAACAAUAAAAAUACUUAAAUAACCGAGGUUCUGCCCCACCACCAUAUGAAGCCUGGCUAGGACCAUGGGGGGCAACAUAAAAAUAAAAGCGCAACGACACUGUAAGGAUGUCAGCAGUGACAUCGGGGCAGAGAAAUGAGCGAAAACUGAGGGAGCAUGUGAGCAAACUUAUGCAAAUAUCCUGUAUUGAUAUCCUGCACUGCUAUCUUCCUUACCACACCCACAGCAUAAACUGUGCCCACUGUUACUGUGUGCAAACAUUGGGAUGGGCCAACUGCUCUUGCCCAGUUACACCCAAGCAGCAAAAUUGCCAUAGUUCAUUGGGUGCUGAUUCUGGAAUGUCUGUGCAACCUCUUAGCCAAGUGCCAGAGAAUCAUAGAAUCUUAGAGUUGGAAGGGACCCAAGCGUCAUCUAGUCCAACUCCCUGCAAUGCAGGAAUCCCAGCUAAAGCAUCAAGUGGGCUUUCUGUAGGGGUGCUGGAGAAUUCCAUCGGAAACAGAAAAGGGAGCAGAAAUCCCCACAAUCUGCAUGUUUGUUAGAGGGCAGGAAUGGAAGUCACACGAGCAAAUAUGACCAGUAUUCUGUUCUUUUUGUCUGCAAGCAUGUUUACCUUCCAUUGAAAUCAGUUGUGCAAAUUUUAGCUAUAGCAGAUAGUGAAGGAAUAUAGGUUUUGGCAGAAUCUGAACUGUAGCAGAUCUGAAAUAGUGCGGAUUGCAACAAAGCCAGGACUGGGUGAAUUUUGCACCCCUAGCUCCCUGUUAUUUUAUCUGUUUGAGGAAUAAAUAAUAUUAAUACAAACAAUAUUAAUCCCAGGAAAGCAGUUUAGAAGAGAAUCUUGCUUGUGUGCAUCCUUUGGAGAAGUAUGUGUGUGUGAGUGUGUGUGUGUGUGUGCCCCCACUCCCUCUGGGAGUAUCCUUGUUUCUUCGUUUUCCCUUCAGCUGGUGACUUCCAACUUCUUUCCUUUGUGUAAACUUUUUAAAGGUUAAUUCCUCAGUAUUGAAUUUUUCUAGAAACAACCUAGCUAUCUGAUGUCAUAGAGGGGACAUAGUCUGUCACUUUAUGUCUGAGAUAGGCAACCUCCAUGGACCUAAUUUGGCCUGGCAUGGGUUCCACUUUUGCCAUAAUGCAGUUUUCCCCAGACCAGGUCCUUCAGCCCCUGUGUGGUGCUUUGAAGUCUCAAGCACUCAUGGGGACUUCAAAGCAUCCCAUCAUUCGUUUCAGGGAUUUGACAGGUGAGUGGCCCUUCCUACUGGUUGAAUUUUCCGAACAAGGAGUAGGGAAGAUAAUGGUAUUUUUCACCUAUCAGAUCCUUACCUUCAUUCUUUUGACUGAAACACAACAUAUGAAUAAACAGUAACAGCAUAACAGAUCUAGUUCCCUGCCUUUGAUUUAGAUGAUGGAAGCCGAUGGCUCAUAUCCUGUAUGUAAAAUGCUCUAGUUUAAUUCUCCCCACUCCAACUAUGCUGCCUCCAUUCAUACACUCCUACUGCUGUCACUUGUGCACUGUGAUAUUUUAGAUGAUAACUCCCAACAUCCCUGACAAUUAGCCAUGCUGGCUGGAGUGGAUGGGGACCUAGUUGAAGGCUGCCUUAAGAAAUUCUAGCACCGACUCCUUCCGUCAAGUCUCUGCAUGCAGUAAACUCACAGGUGGAAUAGGAAGGCAAGAGCAGGCUGCUAGAUAGGUUCUUGAAGGGUGAGGAGAAUGAAGUCCUUGGUUUCAAGUGAAUGGCUUACUGCCAUUGCAGAACAUAAGAGGUAGAUGUGGAGAUAGUGUAUUGGAGGAGAGUGGGAUUAAACUAGGGCACCUGAAGUUGGUUUUCUUUUUUGGGGCGGGGGGUUUCACUGCAUGCUAGAUGGAUAAUUCAUAGUCGCAUUUUAUAAACAUAUGAUGAGCGCCUUGUUGUUAUUCAAUUUGCUAUCCAGUUCCAGCUAUGGUUACUUAGAAGUAAGUUCCAGUGUUUUCCCUAUUUAUGUUUAGAAUUUCAAAUUUGGUAUUGUAGUAGUCUUCAUGCACAGAACCUGUAUUUAUGACUCUUUCUGUAUUUUAACAGCUCACAAAAGCUGUCCAGCCAUGAAAGUUUGCAACUGCAUAUGUUCAAGUAAGAGAAGAUCCCACAUUACACCACCUGUUUUUGUAACUCUGUGUUUGAAAUAACCAAGUAUAGUAUUUAUUCAAUUUGAUGUAGAAUGACAAUUUGUUGUACUGUGCACUUAAUUACUUUCUAAUACAUUUAAAGAACUGGGACUAGUAUAUCUUAUCUCUUUAUGCUGAUUAAGAUCCUCUUAUUGUUUUCCUUUGCUGUGCAAGAUAGAAUCUGGUAACAGCUAGGAGCCUUUGUAAUGGCCCCAAGGCUUUGUAACAACCUCCCUAAGGAGAUCAGAAAUAGCUCUUCCAUUAUGGGCCUCUGAAAUGACUGCAACACUAACUUUCCCUGGAUGCCAUUUGAAAGCUGCAUAAAAUUUGAUGAAAGAUUUGUCUUAAUUUUUGCUGGCUACUGAUAUAUAUUUUUUUGCCUUCUUAAAUUUAACUGUUUUUCUUUUUAUAUUUUUAUACAACCUGUAUUGUAGUUGUAGAUCUCUUAAUGGAAAGGUUGAAUGUACAUAUUUUCAAUAAAAGUAUUUUAAAGC